AUGCACCCUCUUCCUCCUCCGAACAGAGGCACAUCCUCUCAGCCUUCCGAGUCACGCGAUCAAACUCCGUCCAGGAUGAAUCCUUCUACGCCCACUCAGCCCUCGACUUCUGCUGACCCAGCCCAAGCACGGCCCUCAGCAACUCCUACGAAUCCUACAGAUGGCAAAAAGAAACGAAAACAUCGUGGGGGGAAGAAGAGGAGGAAUCGCCGUCAGUCAUUUAUUGCUCCUUCAGAGACGUCUGCCAUGCAGAGUGUGGCCGAUGGCCCGCACGAAGAUCCCUUGAUUGAAGAAUCUCAGCAGCAAUCGGCGGGGCUGAGGUCGUUCUACAGAAACAACCAGGGCAACCUGAGUGGCGAGAGUCUGGACAGCGAGGCUCUUCUUGACCACAGGAAUCAACCAACACUGCGACCACGACGAGACAGCCGUUUGAACACAAACUUGUUCGCAAGCUCAUAUCGAAGCAAUACCUAUGCUAGACCAGAUGCACUCACACGACGGAGGCACCGCAGCCAGCAAGACACCACCAGCCCUCCUGGGUCGGACGAGGAAGACGCUAACGAUCGGACACCGUUGAUUUCUGGUGAUGCUCAGAGACAAAGCCCGGUCCAGGCAAGCUAUGGGCUCUUUAGGAGAAAAUCUCGUUCCUCUACCAUGUCUUCCGUGUCUAAGCAGCAGAAGAAGCGAAUCAGUGGGAACGGCAAUUCCUAUCCCAAGUCCGACAAAGACUUCGAUGUCAAUAACCCCCCCUCCGUACCUCCCAGUCCCACUCUCGGUGCACGCUACGGUGAUGUGAUGGUAGACGACGGCCAUUUCCUUACCCGAUCUCCCGACAGCCGAAGAAACCUGCAAGGUAUGAACAAAGAUGUCUUGAUCGAUAUUGAAGGAGAUGGAGAUAAAGUGCCCAACUCAGCCCCACCAAGCCCUCGACUGCGGCCGGACGGUAGCCAGCGUCACUUUAGCGUCGAAGGCGAUGUCUGCUUCCCAGCAGAUGAAGUGUCGGAGCUCGGUGAUUACUACAAUAAUUAUCUUCCUCGUGGGCCUUCUAUCAAUGGUGGCAGAAGGAGACGUAAAGAACGAGAAUGGCCUCAGGUAUGGGUCCUUGACGAGUGGAGCCGAGUCGAGAAAGAAGAAAGAGCUGCAGGGGAACGACGGGCUAAGAAGAUUAGCGAGCCUGUCUUUGUGGAAGGACGCCUGCGGCCUUCGAAGAAUGCAUGGCAUCGAGUUGAGGAGGACCGCCAGUACCGAUUCACCUACUUCAACGAGGAGUUUGAGAGCACCAUCCAUGCUGAGACAAUCUCCGAGCUGGUACAACCCGGUGGCUCCUUUCGCGAACUCUUCAUCCCCGAUCCUCCUGAGCUGAUCGACUCCAGCAGCAGUGAAGAAGCCGAUCUCAUGGAAGCAAGUCAGAAUAUGGAGAAUACGAGCACGUUGCAAAGUCCUAAGAGUUUGAAUGGUCCGCCUGGGCAAGUCGCAGCCUCGACUCUCUCAGAAGCAGUAAGGUCUAGGCUUGAUGUCAGUCAGAAGGAGUCCAGGAAGGGUUCGGGUUCACCAUCGCCGCACAAGAAGUCACCACCCACGCGCACUCCGAAGCCCAAGAAGUAUGGCCCGCGUCCGACCUUUUGGCUCGAUGUCAUGAGCCCGACCGACCAAGAAAUGCGUGUCCUGUGCAGGACCUUUGGUAUCCAUGCUCUCACUUCGGAAGACAUUAUGAUGCAGGAAGCACGGGAAAAGGUGGAAUUGUUCCGCAACUACUAUUUCAUCAACUAUCGGACAUUUGAACAGGAUACUCUCAGUGAAGACUACCUGGAGCCCAUCAACAUGUACAUGUGCGUCUUCCGCUAUGGCAUUAUUACCUUCCACUUCUCUCAAAACCCUCAUCCUGCCAAUGUGCGACGACGGAUCCGACAACUCUCCGAUUAUCUCAUUUUGAGCGCCGACUGGAUCUCGUAUGCCAUCAUAGAUGAUAUCACCGACGUGUACCAACCAUUGAUUACCAGCAUCGAGCAAGAAGUGGACAUUAUUGAUGAUCAGAUUUUGAAGUCGUUUCAGAACACCGACGAGCUGGGCGGCGAUCAUGGUGUGAAGAAGCACGAAAAGGACACCGACAAAGACGAGCCUGAGAUCAGUGGUAUCGACAUGCUUUUGAGGAUAGGCGAAUGUCGGAAGAAAGUCAUGACACUGUACCGGUUGCUGGGAACCAAGGCGGACGUCAUCAAAGGUUUUGCAAAACGCUGCAAUGAGCAGUGGGAAGUUGCCCCGAAGUCCGAGAUUGGCCUCUACCUGGGUGAUAUUCAAGACCAUAUCCUGACCAUGACUGGCAAUUUGUCCCAUUACGAAACACUUCUCUCGAGAGCCCACGGCAACUAUCUUGCACAGGUCAGCAUCCACAUGAAUGAGAGACAGGAGAAGACCUCUGAUGUCCUAGGUAAAUUGACUGUUUUGGGAACCAUCGUUUUGCCAAUGAACAUUGUGACAGGUAUGUUCGGCGGCAACUUCAAAGUCCCAGGUCAAGACGUCGACAAUCUCAAUUGGUUCUGGGGCACUACCGGGGCUCUAGCGAUCUUCGGCUUGUUCUGCUUCUUUUGGUGCAAGAAAGUCUACAAGAUCGUCUGA
Exophiala xenobiotica is the source of this 2616-nucleotide messenger RNA. RefSeq lists its product as uncharacterized. Gene Ontology annotation, cellular component: plasma membrane. The record is from RefSeq and is a predicted model, not a curated record. The transcript is spliced from 3 exons. Lineage: Eukaryota; Fungi; Ascomycota; Eurotiomycetes; Chaetothyriales; Herpotrichiellaceae. Gene Ontology annotation, molecular function: magnesium ion transmembrane transporter activity. Gene Ontology annotation, biological process: intracellular magnesium ion homeostasis; magnesium ion transmembrane transport. The coding region runs from base 1 to 2616 and encodes 871 amino acids.